Magallana angulata is the source of this 934-nucleotide messenger RNA. RefSeq lists its product as uncharacterized. The transcript is spliced from 4 exons. Lineage: Eukaryota; Metazoa; Mollusca; Bivalvia; Ostreida; Ostreidae. Bases 45 to 917 code for a protein of 290 amino acids. The record is from RefSeq and is a predicted model, not a curated record.
UUCACUUGGAACAAUCGUACGAACUAAAGUUACUCGCGUAACAAAUGAACAGCAUUUGUAUCAACAAUAGUGACAUCAUUUCACCUUUGACCUUAACCCGCGAUGAACACUCGAUAGCCCCUUGUACUCCUAUGGUAAAGCGAAAUACAAAGAUGGCGGAGAAGGGUGCAACAGUUAAAAUCAAAGUGAGGCAGAAAAAUAGCGAAGGAGAGUUGCAAGAAAUGACUUGCGAGAUGAAUGAAGAAUUGGCUAUUUUCUUGAAUAGCCCAAAUGGGGAUCCAGAGACUAAAGAAUCAAUUGUUAAAAUGAUUUUUGAUACCCAAGCCCCCCAAGUGGAACAAGGUCCUGAAACUCCUGACAGUGUCCUACAUACAGCGGAAACAGAAGAUAGUGAUCAAAAGGUUCACAUAUGGAGUGAAACUGAAGAAAAGCAGCUAAUUGCACUACGAACAGAAAUGGAUGAUGCCUUCUACAAAAACAAAAAUCAUGAAACAUUAUGGCAAAAGAUUUUUGAGAAUAUGAAUUCGGCCGGAAUUAAAGUCACCAAGCAGCAGAUCAUGAAUAAGUGGAGAAAUCUGAAAAGAAAAUAUAAAGAAACCAUUGACCUAAACAAGAAAACUGGUAAUGAGAAGCAUGAAUUCAAGUACCAAAAUGAAUUUGAUAAUUUGUUUGGACACAAGGCAUCAACGAAAGCAGCAGUGUCAUUUGACAGUGGUGUAAAUGCAGAAGAAAGGAAGAAGAAAAGAGAGAUUGAUAAGAAAGCAACACGACCCAAAAAGCGUUCUGCAGAAAAUCUGCUAAUGAAAAUGGAAAAUAUGAACAAGGAAAUGAGAGAACAGAUGGAGCGGCAUCAGGAGGAAAAGCUCAGACGCUUUGACAGAUUGCUUGACAUCAUUGAAAAACAGGGUCAAAAAUGAUAUUUUUAAAGUUGACA